Molecule: messenger RNA, 4194 nt
Organism: Hydatigera taeniaeformis
Lineage: Eukaryota; Metazoa; Platyhelminthes; Cestoda; Cyclophyllidea; Taeniidae
Source: the annotation of a GenBank genome assembly
AUGUCUGCGAACAGCAUUGGAGCUCAGUUGCGUCGUUUUGUUGCUAUUUGUCAAUCAGAGGCAGAUCCUAAUACGCGACUCUCUCAUCCUCUAAAUAGAUCGCCUGCAGAAUGGUCGCAUUUGUCCGAUUUGCUCUGCUCGCUUCUCAAGUCAUGUCCUCCUUCUCGCUCCGCAAUUCUAAGCUUUAUACAUCCAAUUGUAGUUGCUCACCUGCAAGCAAUUUCAACUCAUCAACAAUCACAGAUCGUUGAAGGUGUCUCACCUCAAAAACGUCGCUGGCAGCCUCCUUUGGUGCUACCAUCCGAGGCUUUCAUUACUGCAGUUCUCGCGGAGGCCAUGGAAGUAUGUAAGAGGGAGUCUAUUGUGCUGCGCGAUCAGUAUCAAUCUUCUUUCGCUGCAGAUGUUUGUGCUUUCGCCUUAGAUAUUCUUACUCCCAUUGCACCGCCACCUCAUCGCGACGUUUCCCUUGCAUGGCGUUAUCGCCGAAAUCGAGCGGUGAUUCGACAGCAUGUGCACACGAAUCUUCGUUACGGCCGUCAGAAGAACAACAAUAAUAACACCAGUAGUAGCAGCACCAACAACUGCAAUAAUAGCAAGCGACCACAUUCUGACGUGGAAAGCACCGCAGAGGAUAUAUCUGAGUUAGAUGAGAUUAACGAUAGUGGUAGCGAAAGCAAUAGCAGUGAAAAUGACUCUGACGGUGUGAUAAAUGAAGCAGCUUCUGGUGAUGACGUAGAAGUCGAAUGCGCUGGUGCUGCAUCGGUGGAAAGUGUAGAGACAGAGGAUCUCUCACCCGAUUUACGCCCUAUUGGAUUUAAUCUGCGCCUCCUUGGUCCGUUGUGGAUGUCCUCAGCAGUGGUGAAACAGCUUUUGCGCAUCAUAUUUGCCUGCCUUGUUGGACGGCUCUCUAGUUGUGCGUGUGUGGAGCGUCUAGUUGCGGCCGCCUUGCCUCAUGAGUUUCGUGGGCGAUGGCGAAGAGGAACGGCACCUCCUCUACACCCUUUGAAUCACAAAAUGGAUUUUGCCGCUUGUCAGCCGCAUUGGUGCACAAAUUGGUUGCUGCGACAGAUUACCGAUGCUGGACUGUCAUCGGUUGUUGAUUCUCUUUGCCGCCGACUGCUAGAGGUGUGUCUUCGUGGACCUCUUUUGGGACAGCUGCCCUACAGUGCGGAGUAUCACCGAUUCUGGGCACUAGCAGGGCUCUCUAAUCUCGUCUUCUGUUGUGUGUUCUUUGCUCCAUUGGUACGACUCUCAUUGACUGGAUGGUUGGAGAAGAAACUUACAGAACUGCGGAAUGCACAGCCUCCUCCACUUAUUCAUGUGUUGGCACCGCUGAUUAUCCUCGCUCCACGUGGUUCUCCUACCUUUUCUGAUGUUGUGCCGGCCCAUUCUGCAAUCGCCCGAUUAAGACAUCUGAAUUCUCAACCUCCUUCAAGUAACAUGCCUCGCUGGGGGUCUUCGCCUCAUCCUCCACCUCCGCCCCCACCCCCACCACCUUCGCAGACCUUCAAUGGGGCACCGAGUGCACUGGUAGUGGCCAGUGGCUUCCUACCUCACGAAUUUCACCUUCUCUCACCCCACUCUGAACAGGUGCGCUGCCUAGUGGCAGCGUGUACGGAAAUACGUUCUACCGUUCUCUCCACUCUUCGUGCCUUCGUCGAGAAGGUGACAAAGGAGGCAGAUGCGCACACACUUGAGACGUCUGUGGAGGGUCUCUUCAGGGCGGUCUCGGAUCAGGAGGUGGAACUGUUUAAGGAGCUCCUUGUUGACAGCAUCUGUCUCGCCUCAAAAGAAUGUGGUUGCGAAUGUCUUGAACUCCUUCUGCGUCUGGAGUCGUCUACUUCUAUGCCUUCUGCAAUCGUAUCCUCCACUCAGUCUCUUCUUCGCCUCCUAAGCCUUCGAGCCCACGAGGCUGCAGUUUGCAGGUGCUUGUCGGAUAGUGAAGUCCCCCGCUUUUUUCUCGGUCGAACCCUCCUCGAGCAUAACAAUGGCUCUGAUUUCCUAUUUUAUACAAACAUUGGCUGCAGCGGAGCUGGUACAGGUGGGGUGCUUAUGCAGCACCUUAUAAAGGGAGGGUCGUACUACGCUGGCCUUAUGCUCACUCUCUACGCCUGCUACACCCGCAAUAGUCAUCUGGCACGGAUCCUCUUCAGAAAUGUGAUUCUCUGGAAUUUGGGUGCUGGUCCUCAUAAUCUUAACAAGGCUCGUUGUCCCCUCCUAUUUUUCCUUCCUCUCCUCUCUGAGUGGGCAUCCGUCAAUCUGGGACCCACUUCUGCUCCUCAGGAACUGCUGUGUCACUGCCUACAAGACGUUUUGGACACUAUUGCCAUUGCGACGUGGGAGGAGCAGCAAAAAGCGCUUGUUAAUCUUCUUUGGCUUGUACAACGUGAACAACGAGAAAGCAGUGACAUCGGACCACAGAUAGAUCCUGCAAUACUCGCUCUCCUACCACGCUUUGUCGCUUUUCUCCCUGGUCUUGUUGAAGAGACUUCGCUAAAGAAUCUGGAAUUGGCACUACAUCUCCUUGAGGUAGUUGAAAAGUCCCCUCCAAUCCAACUAUCUGUCGUUGAUAGCAUUUGUAUCGGUCGGCGACUAGCUUGCCUCCUAGUCUCUCUCAUGGAGAGGUUAGAUCGAGCGAAUAUGGAACUUCAAGACUUGGCUAUCCGGGCUUUUCGGCGAGUGGAUGAUCUUUUGGAGAAGUUGGCAGAUUCGAACGAAUUGGUCCGAGACUCCGCGUUGGUCAGCAUUGCCCAAGCAGCUUGCGAUCAGUUUUCAACAACGAAGUCAUCACCGCUUUUUGAAAUGGCCCCUACAUCCAUCCUUCUAAACACCGAUAGACCGUCAGAUCUUCUUCUAGAUAAUCCGCCACCUCCUCCAGAGUCUGCCUUCAGAACGACAGCCAUUAAAGGUCAAUUGAUUCGUCGCAAUCCUUUGAACCCAAAGGUCCCUCAAGGUAAUGAGUUCUCUGUUUGGAAGCCUUCCACUUGUCUCUGGAUUUACCUGGUUCGGCGACUAAUCUCAUCAUCAAAUUCACCGCUUGGUAUUAACGUCGCUCACCAGCACUACUUUGGGAGGGCACUGGAGGACGCUCUCCUACCACAUGGACUACAACUUCCGCAGACAAACGUUCAGACCUGUACACUGAACCCUCCCGCCUUUCAGCAACCAUGUGGCCUGGGCCUGGAACGCAUCCUUGCUCUUCUACGUGCCUUUCUGCCUGAUUGGAAGCUCUCUUCGCCUUCCAUAAACGAACGGGUUUUGUGGGGAUUCGUAGAACUCUUGUUGCAGCCUCCUCCGACUUCGUCGGAUGCAGCAGCCUCCUUUAGGAACUGCGGUUGUUUGUUAUUAUCCACCUUCUGUAUUCACCUUGUAGAAAAUAUCAUGGACGAUACGACCAAGAGACUUCCUCUACCAGCAAUGCGAUUGUUGUUGGGUCUCCUAUCUGGAUUGGAGGUUACGUGGGCCUCUCUCCUUUCCCCCCGUGUUCCUCUCUCCACUUUCACCGAUAAUGCUGAAGUUGAAGCAGUUCUUGGCGUCUUUCCCCUUCCUGGCAUCCCUACUGUCGCGCGUCAACGCGCUCGAAAACUGGCAGUGGAACAUGGUCAUCGACGCGUGGACACCUCGAGUCGACUCUACAAUGCCACAGAACUCCUUCUCACUCGUCUUGCUCAGUUCCCCAUUACAUCGAAACCCAUUAACCACCCCAACUCAUCCUCUUCGUCCCCACUUCCACCACCUCCGUUGGAGGGUCUUCUCUGCCUCCUUACGCCGCGAGAAAUGGCGUUCUGUCUGUCAGAGACGCGUCGGGGCGUUCGCCUUCGUGCCUACUUGGCGUGGCGUGGCGGUGGUGGUAUAGGAAGCAGUAGUGACGGCGUCUUUGCAUUGAGUGCAGGGAUGCUGCGCGCUCUGGCUCAGUCGCAUCUCGUGGAAGAUGGAUUGGCCAGCCUCGUUCCACGCCUCCUCCUUCACUUCACUCCAUCCGCAUCGUCUCCAUCAUCUUCAUCAUUCCCCUGCGGUAACUCCGCAAGCGGCAGGCGUCUCCUUUCAAUUCUCAACCGCAAAGGCGGCGAGGUGGGCUAUGAAGAGGAUGAGGAGGAGGGUUCCGCAGAAAUUGAGGAGGAUGAGGAAGAUGAGGGAGGCCGUAUACGAGAAAUCGAUGUCGAUGGAGAAGUGAUGGUGGUACUUGAUGAUUGA